AGUAGUUUACAAUCCAUAACUUGUCAACUGUGGUGUCGAGAAAGGAAAGAGAUGAAAGUCUCAAAUGUGUGCACUGAAAAGUUCGCCGGCAGUGAGGAUGACAAUCUACUGCACAAAGGUUUGAAAGAAACUAGUAAAAAGGAAGAAGCAAUACAACGCAGGAAAGAAAUUUUAGCUCAGGUUUUUGUGACAAGUGCAGUGAUGUUGAGCGCGGCAAGCUGUGGGAUGCCUGUAGGAUAUUCUGCCGUUCUGCUGCCACAACUUAAAUUUAUGAACGAUUCGAUGCAAAUUGACGACGAGAUGGGAUCUUGGAUAGCUAGUAUCCAUUCAGCUGCAACUCCUUUAGGAUCCCUGCUCAGCGGCAUCUUAAUGGAACGAUGCGGUAGAAAAUUGGCACUACAAAUUGCUUCCAUGCCUCUAAUAUUCGGAUGGUUUUUAAUUGCCUUUUCUCUGAACCACUCUAUUCUGUUGUUAGGAAGAUUAAUUGCAGGAUUUUCAGCGGGAUUAACUGCAGCAGCUGGACAAGUCUUGAUCGGAGAGAUAUCAGAACCACGUCUUCGAGGUUUAUUUUCAAGUGUGCCCUUAGCCAGCUACUCAUUUGGAAUUCUGCUAGUUUACGCACUGGGAUCAUUAUUACCGUGGAGAUAUGUUGCAGUAUCUAGUACUGUCCUGCCUGUAACAUCACUAUUGGUAUUCUUCUUUCUACCAGAGAGUCCAGUAUGGUUAACAAGACAAGAGAAACUAGAAGAUGCUAAGAAAGCUCUAGUUUGGCUGAGGGGAGGAAAUAAAAUAAAGGCAAAACAAGAAAUGCAGCACCUCGUUGAUCGACUAGAAUCAGAAAAAAAGUCACAGACAAAAGCAAAUAUCACGACGCUCUUCCAACCCGAAGUUCUGAAACCUCUAAUUAUUAUAAAUGUAUUUAACAUACUUCAGCUAUUAUCCGGCACGUAUCUUAUUGUAUUCUAUGCUGUAGACAUCUUACAGCACAUUCAGGGGUCUCAAAAAGUCGAUCAUUACAUGGUGGCGAUCCUGACAGCGUGCGUCCGUUUUGUUUUCUCGAUAAUUGGCAGUUUUCUCCUCACCUUUAUCGGCCGCAGAGCGCUGGCAUUGACGUCUGGCUUGGGGACUGCCCUCUCAGCCCUUUUUGUCGCCACGUUUUUAAAUCAGAACUGCCAAGGGCUCAACUACGUCCCGGCCCUUUUCGUACUAAUCUACGUGGCAACUAAUACCUUGGGAUUCCUAAUACUACCCGGAGUUUUAUUGGGGGAAUUAUUCCCGGCUAAGAUACGGGGGCUGUCCGGCGGCCUGACUUUUAUGUUCUUCAAUUUGGCUUUGUUUGGUGUCGCUAAAGUUUUUCCUUUAGUGAGAAGUGUCGUAGGCAUUUCUGGAGUUUUCUGGAUUUUCGGAGGGACCUCACUUGUGGCAUGUUUGUUCUUAUAUUUAACUCUGCCGGAGACGAGGUCGAAAAGUUUAAGUGAAAUCGAGGAUUACUUUCAACAGAAAGGAUUUUUGUGGAGUAGAAGGAACCGACGAAGACAGGGAAGUAACGAACAGACUGGGAGUGGAGAUGUUUAAGACUGUUUUACUAAAUUAUUAUUUAUAUACAGUAUGUGUUAUUUUUGUUAAAUAAAUGAUAAAUAUUUUG
Diabrotica virgifera virgifera (western corn rootworm) is the source of this 1645-nucleotide messenger RNA. RefSeq names its product facilitated trehalose transporter Tret1 (gene pippin). Gene Ontology annotation, biological process: transmembrane transport. Gene Ontology annotation, cellular component: membrane. The record is from RefSeq and is a predicted model, not a curated record. Gene Ontology annotation, molecular function: transmembrane transporter activity. The transcript has 7 exons. Lineage: Eukaryota; Metazoa; Arthropoda; Insecta; Coleoptera; Chrysomelidae. Bases 52 to 1575 code for a protein of 507 amino acids.